CGUGGACAUGGUUAUUCCGGGUGGACUACAUUUCCCAGAAGUCACCGCGUUAGGGUCACCCUCGAGCUCUAGAUCUUUUUCCGGUGUCCGAGCUGCUGUAGCCCCUACGUGGUGAGUAGAUCGUGUCCACAGAAAUCAGCGGAGGCUUCCACAGUCCCUGGUUGGAAUGGAACCGGCGGUGAGGAUGAGAGGCGCUGAAGACCAGAAGACCCAGGGCGUGAACGGGGCGUGUCAUCCCUGGAGUUUCAGUAGAAUUUCAGGCCUGUCUGCUUGAGCAGCAGAGGAGGAGUUUCUGUGUGCCUGUGAGAGACUGUGUGUGUGUGUGUGUGUGAUGAAUGAACAGGGUUGUGUACGUGUGUGUGCGUUAGACAAAUGAACAGUGUUGUGUACCUGUGUGAAUUGUCACUGUGACUCCAGGCUCUAGGCUCUGCAGAUUCCUCAGCCCUAUCGCCUCACAGACACUUGGGAUGUGCAGCAGGUAAAAGAGAGAAGCCAGGUUCAUGGAGGCGUGAAGGAUCCCAGCAAGAAAACACAGACUUGAUCUUGAGACGAGAUUUUUGAAAUUGGUUGCGGCCUCAAGGCAGGCUCUGAGAAGACUCGAUAAAGAGUUCUCAGGAAUAGGCAUCCCUCCUGGAUAUUUUCCCCUUGGAAGCGCCGAGGAGCCAGCUGUAUGUUUGUAACCAUAGCAUUUCUAAAGCUCCAGCCCCAGGAACCUGCUGUGAAUUAGAGACAGAUUCCACCCUAGACAUCAGUGAUCUUGGCCUCUCUUGUAUUGGGAAGGUCAACACUGUUCCAGUUUCUCUCCUACUCCCAUCUGGUUGUGCUCGGUGAAGUAGGUGAGCAGUGCUACCCUUCUGUUUAAAAAAAAAAAAGAUCCUGAAAGAGGAAAGAAUUUUUGCUACACAUCUGAAAGCUAAAGUCCAGGUGAUGCCUUGAUUACCUACCUUUGGCUUCUCUGAACUCUGCUUCUCUGGUAGAGGAAACCUGAAGAGAACUAGCAUUUCUAAAACCAUGGCCCAGGUGCCAUUGACAUUCAGCGAUGUUGCCAUAGACUUCUCUCAGGAGGAGUGGGAAUAUUUAAACUCGGAUCAGAGGGAUUUGUACAGAGAUGUGAUGUUGGAGAAUUAUACUAACUUGGUCUCAUUGGAAUUUGAUUUCACAACUGAAAGCGACAAGUUAUCUUCAGAAAAAAGAAAUUAUGAAGUAAAUGCGUACCAUCAGGAGACAUGGAAAAGAAAUAAAACCUUCAACCUUAUGAGGUUUAUUUUCAGAACUGACCCACAGUACACAAUUGAAUUUGGGAGACAACAGAGACCUAAAGUGGGAUGUUUUAGUCAAAUGAUAUUCAAAAAACAUAAAUCCCUUCCUCUACAUAAGAGAAAUAACACAAGAGAGAAAUCAUAUGAGUAUAAGGAAUAUAAGAAGGGCUUUAGAAAAUAUUCACACCUUACUGAACAUCUGAGAGACCAUACUGGUGUGAGACCCUAUGAAUGUAAUGAACGUGGAAAAGCAUUUGUAGUUUUCCAGCAUUUUAUUAGACAUCGAAAAAUCCACACUGAUUUGAAACCCUAUGAAUGCAAUGGAUGUGAGAAGGCCUUUAGGUUUUAUUCACAGCUUAUUCAGCAUCAGAUAAUUCAUACUGGUAUGAAACCCUAUGAAUGUAAGCAAUGCGGGAAGGCUUUUAGACGUCAUUCUCACCUUACAGAACAUCAGAAAAUUCAUGUUGGCUUGAAACCCUUUGAAUGUAAGGAAUGUGGGGAAACGUUUAGAUUAUAUCGACAGUGUCUGCAUCAGAAAAUUCAUCAUGGUGUGAAACCCUACAAAUGUAAAGAAUGUGGAAAGGCUUUUGGUCAUCGUUCAAGUCUUUACCAACAUAAGAAAAUUCAUUCUGGUGAGAAACCAUAUAAAUGUGAACAAUGUGAAAAGGCCUUUGUUCGCAGCUAUCUACUUGUUGAACAUCAUAGAAGUCAUACUGGUGAGAAACCUCAUGAAUGCAUGGAAUGUGGAAAGGCUUUUAGUAGGGGCUCAAGCCUUCUUAAACAUAAGAGAAUUCAUAGUAGUGAGAAACUCUAUGAUUGUAAGGAUUGCGGAAAGGCCUUUUGUAGAGGCUCUCAACUUACACAGCAUCAGAGAAUUCAUACUGGUGAGAAGCCACAUGAAUGUAAAGAAUGUGGGAAGACUUUUAAGCUUCAUUCAUAUCUUAUUCAACAUCAGAUAAUUCAUACUGAUUUGAAGCCAUAUGAAUGUAAGCAAUGUGGGAAAGCCUUCAGUCGUGUUGGAGACCUUAAGACACAUCAAUCAAUUCAUGCUGGGGAGAAACCCUAUGAAUGUAAGGAAUGUGGAAAAACCUUUAGACUUAAUUCUCAACUAAUUUAUCAUCAGACAAUUCAUACUGGUUUGAAACCCUAUGUAUGUAAAGAAUGUAAGAAGGCCUUUCGUUCUAUCUCAGGUCUUUCUCAACAUAAGAGAAUUCAUACUGGUGAAAAACCCUAUGAAUGUAAAGAAUGUGAUAAGGCCUUUAAUCACAGUGAUCGACUUGCUCAACAUCAGACAAUUCAUACUGGUGUGAAACCACAGAAAUGCAAAGAAUGUGGUAAGGCCUUUAGUCAUUGCUAUCAACUUAGUCAACAUCAAAGAUUUCACCAUGGUGAGAGACUCUUAAUGUAAUGAGAGGGAAAGCCUUUAGCCAUGGCACAUUUUUACUGUUGUCACUAUUAUGAUGCUAUAGUGAAGAUUAAACUAGUUAAUAUAGAAUAUAAA
This is a messenger RNA of Pan troglodytes (chimpanzee), 2760 nucleotides long. It is a transcript of the gene ZNF404, whose product is annotated as zinc finger protein 404. NCBI's taxonomy places the organism in Eukaryota, Metazoa, Chordata, Mammalia, Primates, Hominidae. Gene Ontology annotation, biological process: regulation of transcription by RNA polymerase II. Gene Ontology annotation, molecular function: RNA polymerase II transcription regulatory region sequence-specific DNA binding; DNA-binding transcription factor activity, RNA polymerase II-specific. Gene Ontology annotation, cellular component: nucleus. The record is from RefSeq and is a predicted model, not a curated record.